AUGAAUGAUACUUCUCCUGAUCUAAUAAAAGAUGCAAAGAUUCAUCAGCAAUUAAAUGAAAAUCAUCUUUCACAUAGAGAACUUUUUCGACGACUUGAUAAGAAUCAUAAUGGUCGAAUUGAGGUUGAUGAAUUAUUAGAAAAAGUUGGUGUUGAUACUUCGACAAAUAAUCGUUCGGCUAUUGCACGUCGUAUUAUCGAUCAGGCAGGCGGAUCACCCACUUCAUCUUCUCUUUCAUUUGCACAAUUUGUUAAUUAUGUUUUAAAACAAGAAAACAAGCUUAGUCUUGCUUUUAGAAAUUUAGAUGCUAGUCAUCAGGGUAAAUUUGAUGCAAAAGAUUUAGUUUAUUAUUUUCAAAAAUUUGGUAUUAAAGUUGAUUUAGAUGAGGCAAAUAAAUUAGUGAAAAAAAUGGAUCGAAGUAAUUCUUUAGAAAUCUCGUAUGAUGAAUGGCGUUCUUUCUUUAUGGUUAAUCCUGCCAUUCUUGAAACUGUUACCGGUGACCCACAUGAAAUGCUUCGAUAUUGGCGUGGAGCAACACAUUUAGACUUAGGUGAAUCACCAUAUGCUGUGCCUGAAGAUAGUGAAACUGAAAAUGAACUACGAUGGAAGAAUCUUGUAGCAGGUGGUUGUGCUGGUGCUGUAUCAAGAACAGCUACUGCUCCAUUUGAUCGACUCAAAGUUAUUAUGCAGUAUUUGGGCUCAAGACAACGUAUGUCUAUAAUAAAUAGUUAUCUAUAUUUAAUCAAAGAAGGUGGUGUUACAAGUUUAUGGCGUGGAAAUGGUAUUAAUGUUGUGAAAAUUAUGCCUGAAGCUGCACUUCGAUUUGCUUUUUUUGAAGAAGCAAAAAAAAUUGUAAAAAAGCUUCAAAACAAAGAUCCUGCAGCUGAGACAACAAUCAUUGAAAGAUUUAUAUCUGGUGCUGCUGCUGGUUUUCUCUCUCAAACCUUUAUUUAUCCAUUAGAUGUUUUGAAAGUACGAUUUUGUUUAAGACGAACCGGUGAAUUUUCUAAUUGGAAAGAUGCUAUUAAACGUAUAUAUAGAUUUGAAGGACCCCGAGCUUUUUGGCGUGGUUAUACUCUUAAUCAAAUUGGUAUAGUGCCUUAUGCUGGCUUUGACUUAGCAUGUUAUGAAAGUUUGAAACGUCUUUAUAUGACUUCCCAUAAUCGUGAACCUCCUAUAUAUAUAGUUCUUAGUUGUGGUGCUAUUUCAUCAUUUACCGGUCAAAUGGUAACUUAUCCUAUAUCUUUACUACGUAUACGUCGUCAAGGACAAAUUGUACCCUUACCACAUAUGGAUCAAAGCAAAGCUCAUCCGGUUUUACCAAUUAAAACAAUUGUGAAAGAAAUUUGGCAAAAAGAAGGACUUGUUGGUUUCUAUCGUGGUCUUAUACCUAAUUUGUUAAAAGUUAUUCCGGCUGUUUCAAUAUCAUAUUUAGUUUAUGAAACAGUUUUAAAGUCACUGUAA
Adineta steineri is the source of this 1464-nucleotide messenger RNA. The record is from the annotation of a GenBank genome assembly. Lineage: Eukaryota; Metazoa; Rotifera; Eurotatoria; Adinetida; Adinetidae.